AUGGAAAACGUGGAUUGGGAAGAUCUCAACAGGAAGAACUGGGAUGAGCGCGCUCCGCUUCAUGCCGCCUCACCCGACUACAACCUCGCCGCCUUCAUCGCCGACCCCUCAUACAUCUCCCCCGUCGUCGCUUUUGACGCGCCGCUUCUCGGCUCCCUCGCCGGCCUGCGCUGCGCCCACCUCCAGUGCCACAUCGGCACCGACACGCUCAGCCUCGCCCGUCUCGGCGCCUCCUCCGUCGUCGGCCUCGACUUCUCGUCGGCCUCCCUCGCCGAAGCCCGCCGCCUGUCCACCUCCGCCUCCGGCGGUGACCGCCUCACCUUUGUUGAGGCCUCCGUCUACGACGCCCUCAAGGUCCUACCGCCGGCCUCGUUCGACCUCGUCUUCACCGGCGUCGGCGCGCUCUGCUGGAUCCCGGACAUCCGGGGGUGGGCGGCCGUCGUGGCGGGCCUGCUGGCGCCUGGAGGCGGGCGCCUGUUCCUCCGCGAGGGGCACCCGAUGCUGUGGGCGCUCGAUGACGCCGCAGACCGCGAGGAGCUGGUGGUGAAGAACCCGUACUUUGAGCGCAAAGGGCGGCCACUGCUGUUCGACGAGGGCGUGACGUACGUCGAGCACGAACCGCACGAGUUCCAGCACACGGUGACGGCGGAGUUCAGCCACGGGCUCGGGGAGAUUGUGCAGGCGCUGCUGGACGCCGGCCUGCGGGUGACCGGCCUGGCGGAGCACCAGAGCGUGCCGUGGGACGCCCUCCCGGGUCAGAUGGAGGACAUUGGCGGAGGCGAAUACGCACUCAAGACUGAGCGCUGGCGGCUACCACUGUCAUAUACCCUUCAAGCCAUCAAGGACUGA
This is a messenger RNA of Cordyceps fumosorosea ARSEF 2679, 849 nucleotides long. Its product is annotated as Methyltransferase type 12. Lineage: Eukaryota; Fungi; Ascomycota; Sordariomycetes; Hypocreales; Cordycipitaceae. Bases 1 to 849 code for a protein of 282 amino acids. The transcript has 3 exons. The record is from RefSeq and is a predicted model, not a curated record.